GCGCUGCCCCCUUGAGUCAGGAACGACUAGCACAUAUGUGCAAGGGGAACCUUUUUCUUUAAUUUGUUUAACGAUGUAAUCACUGUUUUUAGGGGAAAGGCACCAUAGGUUAAGUACAUUCAAUAAAGUCCGAAGGCCAUGCUAUAUAAAUCACAUUGCCACAACAACAGCAAGGCAAAGGGCAAAUCCAGUUCAGCACCUUAAGAAAGUUUGGCUUACGGAGGUCCGGCCCAACUCCCGACUACAGGGUGUGCCAGGAGGCGAACUGUGCCACUUGCACCAGUCACCACGUGCAUCCUUGGCUCCACAAGGACACCCCGGUGGCUUCCCCUCACGGACGGCUGAACUUGAUCCUGUUGUUUCUCAGCCUCCCGGGACAUCCGGCGUGGACCGCAGCCCUAAAACGGAAAGCGAAACCUAAGGAGAAUUCCGUGCGGGCGCAAAGAGAGAAAACUUCCACCCUUCUCCGGAGUGGCACAUCCGACGGGCGGAGCUCUUUGACGGGCGAAAGGAACGCCCCGUUGCAAGACGCCGACGCAGGGAGAGACGGCAGAAAGGGUCGUCGUUGUCGUCACUUCGGCGCAGCUGCUCCCAAGCCGAGGAGGAGGGAAACGAUGGCCUUCUUCUGGAGUUUCCUCUGGAGCCUUUGCGUCCUUGUGGGUCUCCUGCUGCCGCCCGGCGUUUCCUCUGAAGACUGUGAGGCUUACCGAGAUUCUGAUGGAGAUUGGCAUUCACAGCAGACUUGCUCAAAAUUUUGUUGUGGGACCUGUACUAAUCGUUACUGUUGCUCAGACUUCUUGGACAAAAAUUUCCAGAUUAUCUGUCCCUGGGAAAGUACACUUCCAUCUUUCAAGGCUGAACCAUUCAAGAUAGACCCAGAUUUUGAUGAUCUAUAUACGACUGAUUACAGUGGGACGUUUAUAGCAAUUGGCAUUUCAAUUUUCGUCGUGUUUGUAGUAGGCAUCAUUCUCUGCUUCACCUGCUCGUGUUGCUGCCUGUAUAAAGCCUGCCGAAGGAGACCGCAGCCUGUUGUGACCACAGCCACAACUGUGGUACAGAUGCCUUAUCCUCAGCAGCCUGGGGUACCAGUUGCUUAUGCUGGAGCACCAUACCAAGGAUACAAUCCACUGCCGGUACAGCCGCAGCCUGGAAUGCCAGCAGCACCCUACCCAACCCAGUACCCUCCACCCUACCCUACGCAACCUAUGAGGCCACCGCCAUACCAGGAAACAGUGCCAGUUGGUGCCUCAGCUCCAGCUCAACCCCCUUAUAAUCCAGCAUAUAUGGAUCCUCCAAAGGCUUCCUAUUAAAUUGACUUUUGCUGUUGUGUAUCUGCCUGGAAGCCUCUUCAAAUUGCCUUUUUCACAUGGAGUUCUUUCUGAAGAUGAUAUUCUGAUAACUGUGGGUCACAGUUUAGACAACUUUAUUUACAGCGCAUUGAGAAGUGCAAGUAAUUCAAGCAAUUAAAAGAUGAUUUUUUUGGGGGGGAAGGGGGAACUAAGAAAGAACUUAAAAAGUAAGCAUCAGGAAUAUAAAUUGGACUAAACAGGGACAGUCAUUUGAGGGAUUAUUUUGGCAUUAUUUCAUCAAAAUCAAUUUAAAAUGGGCUAAUCUCUUUCCAGCUUAGUAUGGAAGAAUAGCAUCUGCUAUGAAACAGACUAUGUUUUCUAAGUAAUAAGGAAAUAGCUCUUUAGCAAGAAAUGGGGCAUGUUGGUCAAUAAUCCCCUUGUUUUUGUUCAUUACGCAACAGUUCCAUAGUCUUUCAGUAUCACAGUGCAAAUUUUUGAAUUUCAUUGGAGUUUCGUCACUAUAUUAUAUAUAAAUAGUAUAUAUAUAUAUAUAGUAUUCUCUGCUGCAUGGAGAUUGUUGAAUGGGAUCAUUUAUCAACUUUCUGUGUUCUGCAACAAAAUAUUACAGCAUGUUGUGCUUUUAUAAAAGAAGACCAGAACUAGGACCAAACAAAGAUAAGGUGGUGACCUCCUCUAAUUUUAUCUGUAAUUCCCAGAAUCCCUUGCCCUUAGCAUCCAGAGUCUGCUGAAAAUUUAAAUCCAGCUGGAGGGAUAUUAAAUUACAUACCCCUGGCUCUAGGCUAUUUAAAUGGGACAUUUCAUUCCUCCCCACAUUAACCAUUUUUCUUAUCUGACAAUCACUUUCCUAUAGGCACAUAUAGUUUUGAUAAGGUGGUAUUUUGAUUAGAGUCUCACCAGCCUGAAUAUACUAUUAGAAGGAGGAAAUAUCACAGUAAUGUUUCAUUUAAAAUGUGUGUUUUGCUGCCAUUUCAGAAUAAAUCCAUUUCUCAAUUGAAAGUAAUUUUCCAACUACUUAAGGAGAGAGAGGGAGAGAGAGAGAGAGAGAUGAAUUUCUGUCUUGAAAUAAACACUAUAUGCAAUAAAUUUGGCAUCCUGGAACUUGUAUGAAAGUGGAAACAUUUCAAAACUCUUUACAUAGUAAUAUGGAAGUAAUUUGAUAAGGAAGAAAGCCUAAACCUGGGUUAACACCCCAGGAUAGAGAUGGCUCCCAAUCUCUCUAUAGCUAAUGCAGUCCAAAGGAAAACAACUUCGCUCCAAAUAAAGUGACACGGCACCCAAAAUAAAUCAGUGCAGCUCAUAAAACCAGCCGACACUAUGAGAUUAUAUACAUUGUGAAAACUGUAGUUCCUGUUUAGAAAUACCUAGCCAAGAGAUACAUAGUUUGGAAAAAAAAAUCCCCCAUUGCUAAUAGUUUUCUGAAGUUACAGAUUUGUUGUCUUGGUGUUUGAUGAAUAUUUCUGUCACCUUUGUGUCUUCUAACUCUCCCAAUUUCAGUUCCAUUUUUCUAUUUAAAAUACUUGCAGAAUCAUUAAGAGUGAAUUCUAUGGACUUUCAUUUAAUAUGUAGGGGACUUUACAGUAAACUUAACAGGAACAUUUCUGAAAAAUGUUGUAUCUCCUCUGCGUUAAUGGCUUGUAUCAGUCUUUUUCCAUACCACUAAUCUUGAGAGAUAUUGAUUUACGGCCAUGCUUGCUGGAGAUACUGCAAAUUAUAAUCCAACAUGAUAAAGUGCAUUCAUCUGAGAGAAGUGGACUACAUUAUGUUACAGAAAAAAUGAAAGGAUAUCAGAAAAUUAUAAGUUAUGUAAAUGGAUAAUGUAAUACUUCUUUGGGCCGAGGAAGAGAAAAUGGUUGAUUUCUGCAGUUUGUGUUAAACUCUGUUAUUGUACUUUUUGUAAAUACAGACAGUCCUCAACUUACAACCACAAUGAAGCUUGCAAUUUAUGGUCGUAAGUCACAAUGCUUAUAAAGCAGAACAUCAUGUGAUUUUCUGACAUUUUUUUUGCAACCAGUUGUGAGACAAGGAUUACCUGAAAGUCUGAAAGAGUUUGCCCCCUUAUUACCCAUUAGAAAUAUCUUAUUUCAGCAAGCUUUGGAUUUUAUGACAGCGUGACUCUAUAUUUUUACUUCCACAUAUGUCUUAUAAAGAAUACCUCUCUCUAUCACUGUGCUGUAAUUAUGGAAUCAUAGUAUUAUUUUGUUGAAGGCCGUUUUGCCUGCUUGCCUUGAGUGCUGCCUCUGUUUCCUUAUUCAGGCUAUGUAUGCUGAGAAUAGUUUCUAAUCAUUGUAAUAUGUGAAAUCACAGUUAACAAUUGGCAAGAUUUCAGUAAUUGACAACUGGUAGAAGAAUCUGUCCAAAAAUAUUUGCUUAUGAAAAAUUUAUAAUAGAAGGCAUUUCUUUAAUGGCACUUCUACUGCUAGAAGUGGCUCAUGUUACAAUUCAUAGUACUUGUGUGAAGUAUGAAGGAUUGUGACAAGUGGCACGUGUAGUGUCUCAAUUAAAAAGCUGCAUUCUUUGUCAAAGAAAAGAAGACUUUUGUUUAUCCUUUUUUAUUGUGAACAUUUAAAGUGCCUUUUCAAAUUUUUGUAACUGUGUCACCAUAGCUAUUGUACAAUAUUAACAUACCAUGAUGUUUUUUGUUCAGAAUCUUGAUUUUGUUUUUAAUAAAAAAAAAUUCCUUUACAUGUUUUUGCUUCUGGUAAAGAAAAUGCAUUUAGAACAAAAGUUAGCAUAUUUGUGGCUAUUUGUAAUAAAUCUGACCAUUUACAAUA
Messenger RNA from Thamnophis elegans (Western terrestrial garter snake), 4081 nucleotides. It is a transcript of the gene SHISA5, whose product is annotated as shisa family member 5. Gene Ontology annotation, biological process: positive regulation of canonical NF-kappaB signal transduction. Bases 615 to 1310 code for a protein of 231 amino acids. NCBI's taxonomy places the organism in Eukaryota, Metazoa, Chordata, Lepidosauria, Squamata, Natricidae. The record is from RefSeq and is a predicted model, not a curated record. Gene Ontology annotation, cellular component: endoplasmic reticulum. The transcript is spliced from 6 exons.